UCGCCUCGCCGCCGCCUCCUUGGCCACGCCCCCUCGCCGCCUUCCCAGGCUCCUCUUCGGGUAAACAGCGAUGGCCGCGGAUGAAGGAGGAGGCGGAGAACAGGAGAACAACAUGGGGAACCACUUGCAGCUCAUACCCGCAGAGAGUGAGGAAGAGGAUGACAUUGGAAUGGAAGUCGAAGAUCAAGAUGGCAAGGAGACUGAAAAGCCAAACACCAUUAAUUUUGAUACAAGUCUUCCAACUUCACACAUGUACUUAGGAUCAGAUAUGGAAGAAUUUCAUGGAAGAACUGUCCAUGACGAUGAUAGUUGUCAAACAAUUCCAGUCUUACCCCACGUGAUGGUUAUGUUGAUUCCUGGACAAACCCUGCCUCUUCAGCUCUUCAGUCCCCAAGAGGUUAGCAUGGUGAGGAACUUAAUACAGAAAGACAGAACCUUUGCUGUUCUUGCAUACAGCAAUAUACUUGAAAGGGAAGCGCAUUUUGGAACAACAGCUGAAAUUUAUGCCUACAGAGAAGAACAGGAAUAUGGAAUUGAAACAGUCAAAGUAAAAGCAGUGGGAAGACAAAGGUUUAAAGUACUUGAAAUACGCACUCAAGCAGAUGGAAUCCAGCAGGCAAAAGUGCAAAUCCUUCCAGAGCGAGUGCUGCCUUCCACAAUGUCAGCGGUGCAGCUGGAGUCUCACAGUAGAUGCCACCUUUUUCCUUCUUCCAAGCCGGCAGCAUGGCAAGAUCAACAAAUACAUCAAUGGCGGCAGAAAUAUCAAAAGCGCAAAUUCCACUGUGCUAGUUUGACUUCAUGGCCAUCUUGGCUGUAUUCAUUAUAUGAUGCUGAAACCUUGAUGGAACGAAUCAAGCUGCAACUGCACGAAUGGGAUGAAAAUCUUAAAGAUGACUCACUCCCAGCAAAUCCUAUAGAUUUUUCAUACAGGGUUGCUGCUUGUUUGCCCAUUGAUGAUGUACUACGAAUUCAACUGCUUAAAAUUGGUAGUGCUGUUCAGCGACUGCGAUGUGAACUAGAUAUCAUGAACAAAUGUACAUCCCUCUGCUGUAAGCAUUGUCAGGAUACCGAAAUAACAACUAAAAAUGAAAUAUUCAGCUUGUCCCUGUGUGGACCUAUGGCUGCAUAUGUGAAUCCUCAUGGAUACGUGCAUGAGACUCUUACUGUGUACAAAGCCUGCAACCUCAAUCUGAAUGGCAGAUCAUCCACAGAGCACAGCUGGUUUCCUGGUUAUGCGUGGACUAUAGCCCAGUGUAGGAUCUGUGGAAGCCACAUGGGAUGGAAGUUUACUGCAACCAAGAAAGAUAUGUCACCUCAAAAAUUCUGGGGAUUGACGCGUUCUGCUCUGCUGCCAAGGAUUCCAGAAAAGGAUAAUGAAUACGGUCAAGAAAGAUCACUAUUACUUUGCCUGUGAUCUGCUAUCUAUCCUUACUUGGGAUGAACUAGGAGUUAUCAGUGUCUCUUAAGAAAUCUGUUGAGUGCUGCAUCUGAUGUCUGAUUAUAUGAAACAUUCAGAAUAUUUGAGCUUUAUGCAGAGAAAAGACUGUUAUUUCCAAAGGCCUUGAAAUGUUUGAUAUUUUGAAUUGAAACUUUUGGGAGAUGAAGACAAAGACUAGCGAAAAACAGUUGUUUUCAGAUGACCUGGCAAAGACUGAAUCGGGCAGUGCGGAUUACGUCUGAUGUGAUAUAAUGACAGAAGAUGCAUACUGUUGUUGAGGACAUAAAUGUUCAGUAGAAAUUAAGACUACAUAAUUCAAUUUGUGUAUAAUGAUAGAUAUAAUCCAUUGCCCACUGUUUUAAGAUAUUUGCCUGUAGACUGUUGUGAAUUUAUAGGAGUUCCUGUUUUCUAACUGUAUGAAAUAGCUUACAGAUAUUAGCGUUUGUUGAAACAAGCCUUAAAAGAAGAGGAGGCCUAAACCUUUUAUAGGGGCUGAUGUAAUGGGGGUAAGACUCCAUGGUCUUGCUGUGAGAAACAAGCACCGAAGCCUGCUGCUAGAAUAAUUAUUAUAUGCAAUCCCUUUGUGAAGAAUCUCUAUAGACCUUUGGUCCUUGUUGAUCAGUUUCUGCUCCACUUGGCAUAUUCUGACUUUUGAACAAAUGGAAACAUAAGUUAUUCAUAGACGCCAACAACUCCCCAGUAAAUUAUGUGAUUUUCUUCAUUAAUAACUUUGCUACUUUCCUUUUAAUCAUAUUGCACUUAAUCUUCUGAAAUAUUAUGUACCGUUUGACCUGACUAGACUCCUUGGCAAUGCUCAGAAUAUUUAUCGUUAGAAAAUAGCAACCAUCCUGCCGGGUUCUGUAAUUUCCUGUCCUACAUUACAGACUAUGGUGCAAUUAUCACCUACUCUUUGAACAGGAACUGUUGCUACUUAUUGAAGAGGAAUGUUUUUGCCUGAGUUCUAGAAAGGGGUGCCAAAAAAAGCAUAAAAGUAUCUUUUCCCCAUCUUUGUUUUCCCAGAAUGCUCUUUGACAAACAAAAAACUGCAAAUAUCAGACUUCUUUUACAUGUAUGGGUAUAUGUAUUUUUCAGAGUCCAUUUUUCUCACUCUCCAUUUGUUCUGAGUAAAUUGUAGAAAUCUUGUUAUAUGUGGAUAGUUACCUUGUUGAAAUAAAAAAAAUCAUUGCUAAAAUGUUUUAGCAAUUGUGUAAAUACCAGCAUAUUUACCUACCAAGUGAGAAGUGGCUUUAAAAUAACAAAUUCCUGACUUUCAAAACACUGCUGUGGCUUUUGUUAUUUUGCAUUUGAAAGCUUUAUUCAGACAGUAAUUGGCAUUAGAUACCGAAGGGGAUCUUAGGAACUCUUAAUGUGCUAAAUAGCCAGGAACAGGUAACCCUCUGAUUCAGGAUUAGUUUCUUGAAGACUUCUACCUCUGUGGUACUAUGUUUUUUUUAAUAUAUAUAUAUAUAUAUAUAUAUAUAUAUAUAUAUAUAUAUUUCUCAUCCCACUCACAAUUGAAUUAUCUUCCUUUGAUUUGUGUUGUCACUCUGUCUACUGAGCUAUGAAAAGCAAUACUAGUGGAAACCUCAUUUUGAACAGAGUAAGGUGUGAAUCCUUUUAUUAGAGAGCAUUUUGGGUUUCUCUUUUUCCCUCAAAAAGUAUCUUUCAGUAUAAAAUAAAGUUGUGAAAGCACAGAAUUGGGGCGGUGGGUUAAAAUGGUAAUAAACUGAUUUGAGAUAGAGCGUUCUUUUCCUAAUUAAAUACAAUUUUGUGGCCUCAGUUUUUCAAGGAGCUGGACUCCUCAGACUGCUGAUUUGCUAUGAGACAAGACUGCAUGAGAAGUUAGUAUGUGGGUAGUAAGAAAUUAAUUUUCGGAAUGUGGUAUAUCGUUAUAGUAUGACUUAAUCCGUACAUGUUAAAGCUGUAUUAUUUAAGAUCUUAUGUGACUUAUGUUUCAACUAGCCCCUAUGAGUGGUGCUAUCUCCUCACCUCUAAUGAUGGAACAGAACAGAUUCUCCUAUGUUUUCUUACUCCAUCUGUUAUUAACCUGCCAUAGAGAAUAAUCCUUUUUCUCUGGCAUGAUGUCAUAUGAUUGAGAGUAUCUUUAAUUCCUUUUUUAAAAAAAUGCUCAAAUAUGUAGUCAUACCUUUUAUAUGUGAAGAGCACAAUCUGCAUGUUAAGACCCAUUCCUGACUGCAGUUCAUUGAGGUGAGGGGAAGAAGCAUUAAACACGACCUUCAUUAAUUUCAUCCAUGUUUUGUAAGCUCCCAUUUCCAGUAAAUGGAGGUUGUAUAACACAGUGCUUGAUAAGUUGUUCCCAGGAUAUUUGGCUAGAUUUGUUAUGCAGUUGCCUCAGAAUAAAAUAGACUCAAUAAUGGUCAGUGUGAAACAUGUCUAUUUUUGUAAUGGUGCAAAUAUGUAUAAUCAAUGCAGAAAGAGCUAAAAUACAAUUAGGUGAGAUUUGCAAGAACUAAAGGUUUCAUUUGAUGUUGAGUCUUAUUUUUCUGUCUGCCCAAGUCUAUGUAAUGAGUUUGAGAUUAUCAAACCCUUGCACUGUUCUUUUAAGUAAUUACAAAAAGAAAUGUAUUCUGUUGUACAAAUAGCUAUUUUGAAUCUCAGUUAAGAAUUCUUUACGUAAAAGUUAUGCUUUAUGAUUCCUGUAUAAAAACUGUUAACACUU
Molecule: messenger RNA, 4118 nt
Organism: Anolis carolinensis (green anole)
Lineage: Eukaryota; Metazoa; Chordata; Lepidosauria; Squamata; Anolidae
Gene: crbn
Product: cereblon
Exons: 11
Coding region: 71-1414 (447 amino acids)
Biological process (GO): protein ubiquitination
Cellular component (GO): Cul4A-RING E3 ubiquitin ligase complex
Source: RefSeq, a predicted model, not a curated record